AUGAGCGAGUCGGUCUCUAGUCCGUUAAUCGCGGCCGCCAGCAGCGGCAACGUCGCCGGGCCGUCCAGCUCUGACGCCUCGGUCGCGCGGAACGAUGGGAACGGGGGGAACGGCGGCGCGCGCGCGCUGCGGAUAGCGGCGGUGGCGGCGGCGGCGGUGGUGGCGGCGGCAGUUGGAGCGACGGUGUGGGCAGGCGGUCCGUCGAGUAUCAUCUCUGUGUUCGCGAAGUCCGGAUUCACCGCCGCCUUUUCCCUCAUCUUCGUCUCCGAGAUUGGUGAUAAGACGUUCUUCAUCGCGGCGCUACUGGCAAUGCGCCACUCCAAGCUGCUCGUGCUGUGCGGGGCAGUGUCCGCGCUGGGCAUUAUGUCCGCCAUCUCCGCUGGCAUUGGCCGCCUCUUCCGCGAAGUGCCUGCUCAGCUGCACACCUCCAUCCCCGUGGGAGAGUACCUGGCAUGUGCGCUGCUCGUAUGGUUCGGUAUCCGGUCCAUCCAGUCCGCUCUCAAGCUGCCCGCCGCCACCCCCAUGCCUGCUGCUGCCGCUGCUGCUGCGCCGGCUGCUGGUUCGACCGCGGGGGCAGGGGAGGGGGACGAGGAGGAGGGGGAACUUGCAGAGGCGAGGGAGUUUGUGGAGAAGGCAGAGGCAGAGAAGCCAGUAGCCACUUCUCUGGAAGUCUUCUGGGAGGCCUUCUCCCUCAUCUUUCUUGCGUGCUGCGCUCUCUUCUUUGCCCGAGCAACAGCAAACGCUCGGGUACCACCCACCUUGUCUCUUCCCAAAACCAUGCACGAUGCACCUCCGUUCCGCCCCCCUGUCUCCUCCUCUGCCCCCGUAUCCCCCCCUGUCUCCUCUGCCCCCGUAUCCCCCCCUGUCUCCUCUGCCCCCGUAUCCCCCCCUGUCUCCUCUGCCCCCGUAUCCCCCCCUGUCUCCUCUGCCCCCGUAUCCCCCCCUGUCUCCUCUGCCCCCGUAUCCCCCCCUGUCUCCUCUGCCCCCGUAUCCCCCCCUGUCUCCUCUGCCCCCGUAUCCCCCCCUGUCUCCUCUGCCCCCGUAUCCCCCCCUGUCUCCUCUGCCCCCGUAUCCCCCCCUGUCUCCUCUGCCCCCGUAUCCCCCCCUGUCUCCUCUGCCCCCGUAUCCCCCCCUGUCUCCUCUGCCCCCGUAUCCCCCCCUGUCUCCUCUGCCCCCGUAUCCCCCCCUGUCUCCUCUGCCCCCGUAUCCCCCCCUGUCUCCUCUGCCCCCGUAUCCCCCUCUGUCUCCUCUGCCCCCGUAUCCCCCCCUGUCUCCUCUGCCCCCGUAUCCCCCCUGUCUCCUCUGCCCCCGUAUCCCCCCCUGUCUCCUCUGCCCCCGUAUCCCCCCCUGUCUCCUCUGCCCCCGUAUCCCCCCCUGUCUCCUCUGCCCCCGUAUCCCCCCCUGUCUCCUCUGCCCCCGUAUCCCCCCCUGUCUCCUCUGCCCCCGUAUCCCCCCCUGUCUCCUCUGCCCCCGUAUCCCCCCCUGUCUCCUCUGCCCCCGUAUCCCCCCCUGUCUCCUCUGCCCCCGUAUCCCCCCCUGUCUCCUCUGCCCCCGUAUCCCCCCCUGUCUCCUCUGCCCCCGUAUCCCCCCCUGUCUCCUCUGCCCCCGUAUCCCCCCCUGUCUCCUCUGCCCCCGUAUCCCCCCCUGUCUCCUCUGCCCCCGUAUCCCCCCCUGUCUCCUCUGCCCCCGUAUCCCCCCCUGUCUCCUCUGCCCCCGUAUCCCCCCCUGUCUCCUCUGCCCCCGUAUCCCCCCCUGUCUCCUCUGCCCCCGUAUCCCCCCCUGUCUCCUCUGCCCCCGUAUCCCCCCCUGUCUCCUCUGCCCCCGUAUCCCCCCCUGUCUCCUCUGCCCCCGUAUCCCCCCCUGUCUCCUCUGCCCCCGUAUCCCCCCCUGUCCCCACCUGUCUGUCCCACCCUGCUUCAUUCGUUCCUUCCGUGCACCUCCUCGUAUGCCCCCGCUGUCUCCCGUCACUACCAGAAUCCUGUGGGGGUGGCGAUGGGGGCCACGGUGGGGCAUCUCCUGGCAACAGGCCUCGCAGUCAUAGGAGGAGCUCUGCUCUCCAAACACAUAUCCGAGCGCUUCGUUGGCAUCGUUAGUGGGGUGCUCUUCCUUAUCUUUGCAGCCGCCACGAUCUUUGGCGUCUUCUAA
Closterium sp. Naga37s-1 is the source of this 2145-nucleotide messenger RNA. The record is from the annotation of a GenBank genome assembly. Lineage: Eukaryota; Viridiplantae; Streptophyta; Zygnematophyceae; Desmidiales; Closteriaceae.